AUGGCGUCAAUCUCGUCGUGGUCUGACCUCCCGCAAGAUCUCCUGCGUCUCGUCAUCGCCAGAGUCGCUUUGCCGGUUGACCGCGCCCGUUUCCGAGCGGUGUGCCGUUCCUGGCGCUCGGUCCCCUCUCCACGCCGGACGCCAUGGCUCGUAGCUCCAGAUGGAUUUUUGAUGCGCUUUGAAGACGACCCCUGCAGGCUCGUUGCUUUCCCCGACAACUGCCGCUGCAUCGGCUCCACCGAUAGCUGGCUCGUCAUGGACUUGACCGACUCCAAGACACGCACUCAUACCUACACGUUGGAGAACUUCUUCUCUAAGACGACCGUGCCGUUCCCCGAGCUAGACACGGUCAUCGGCAAUGUUUCCAAGCCGUUCGAGGUUCGCAAGGUGCUCAUGCGGUCGCCACCCGAGGGCCUCGUCGCUGUCAGGACCAACAAGUAUAGUUACCCCAUCAUCUUGGUCCAGCCAGGGAAGGGUUUGUGGCUACCUCAGCCAAGGACAGCUCCCUAUACGCGUCUCAUCGACAUCGCUUUUCUCCAUGACAGACUCUAUGGGCUCACGCGGGACGAGGAUCUCUUCUCCUUCCACAUCGCCUUUGAUGGCAAGGGCGCACCCACCGUUACCGGUAUGGAGUGCAUCGUCAAGCACUCUACGGUUGAUCAUGAUCAUCAUGAGCAUGGCUUGGAACAACCGAGAAAGAGCACCGGCGACAACAUAGAAUAUAACGGCAUGCGCUACGACGAUGAUGAGGAUGGUGUCGUCAUGACAAUCUGGUACUUGGUCGAAUCACGUGCACGUGGGAAGUUGCUUAUGGUGAGACGCCAAAUCAAAGGGCCUCAACUUGCUACCCGCUUCACUUGCAAGGUGGAGGUUUUCGAGGCAGACGCAAGCACAAGCACCUGGGUGCCCGUGUCCGGUGGGCUAGACGGCCAUGCACUUUUCGUCAGCAAGCGUUUCAGCAGAUCGGUAUUUGCAGGUGGUGACGUGGCUGAGGAUACUAUUUAUUUUAUGGAGACAGGAGAAGCGUAUAACAUGAGAUCCAAGACUACAACCCCGCCCAUCUUAAUGGCCUCUACCCAUGCCACGUGCCUCUUUCUUCCAGGUUCUUUAGAUUGUUAUAAAAAGGAAAAGGAAAGUACCUACACGAAUCUUCGUGUAGAUCAAUGA
Triticum turgidum subsp. durum (durum wheat) is the source of this 1167-nucleotide messenger RNA. The record is from the annotation of a GenBank genome assembly. NCBI's taxonomy places the organism in Eukaryota, Viridiplantae, Streptophyta, Magnoliopsida, Poales, Poaceae.